AUGACGUUCGACAAGGUGGAGGAGCUCCGGCCGGGCACCUACGGCCACAACCUGCAGCUCCGGGUGCUCAGCGCCAAGCCCGUCGUGCUCCACAGGCCGCAGGGCGGCCGGGCCGGCGGCAACAUGCGCAUCGCCGAGUGCAUCGUCGGCGACGACACCGGCGUCGUCGUAUUCACCGCACGCAACGAGCAAGGUAGCGACAUCAUGAAGCCCGGGGCGGUCGUGGAGGCGAGGAAGGCGAGGGUGGACAUGUACAAGGGGUCGAUGCGCCUGGCGGUGGACAAGUGGGGGACGCUCAAGGCUGCUGAGAGCCCCGCGGACUUCAAGGUGAAGGAGGACAACAACGUGUCCUUGGUCGAGUUUGAGCUCAUCACCGUGAUGCAGUGA
Messenger RNA from Triticum turgidum subsp. durum (durum wheat), 387 nucleotides. Lineage: Eukaryota; Viridiplantae; Streptophyta; Magnoliopsida; Poales; Poaceae. The record is from the annotation of a GenBank genome assembly.